Messenger RNA from Alternaria incomplexa, 798 nucleotides. RefSeq lists its product as uncharacterized. The transcript has 3 exons. The coding region runs from base 1 to 798 and encodes 265 amino acids. The record is from RefSeq and is a predicted model, not a curated record. Lineage: Eukaryota; Fungi; Ascomycota; Dothideomycetes; Pleosporales; Pleosporaceae.
AUGACCUUCGUCACCGCCCUUGUCGUCGCGGUUGCCAUACACACAGUUGUCGGCAGUAUCAAGACUCCGCUGGCCUCCGCACCCAUCUCAGACCGCAACAUCACCCGCAUAUCUUCAAAUUCGACCAGCCGUGAACCCAACGGACUACACCCCACGGUGGCCUUCUGGGACGAUGAUUAUGCCGCGGAGGAGGAUUGGAACAAGAAUGCAGCCAAAGGAGGCGCCCUGAUCUGUGGUCUCGAAGGCUCUGAUCAGACCGCAGGCCGUCAGAUGAAAGAUACUCGCGAACCCCCAUCUGCUGCAAGGCCUUACAAUAGUGACCUCAAGAUAGGGCUUCAGGACUGGGUCGAGCAUUGGGACCCAGAGAAAAGAGAUAAUGAGGGCAACCAGAUCCCGGCUAUCAAUCAGUGGUACAGCACAGCAGGUAACAGCAAGCAAUACAGAGCAACAAAGGCGCAUUUUGAAUUCGGAAUCAACACCAAAGGAGGCGCUAUCUAUGGUCUCUUCCUUGAAAGCCCUCAAGCAUCCGCCAAGACUAUCUGGGGCGGUGGUACGAAGGAGCCGAACAAAGACGAUCUACCUCAACUUCGCGCUUUCUCAGACAUCAUCUGGGGAUUUUGGGUUCGUAACAACCCCAAUAUCAAGAACAUUCGCCACUUCUUCAUGAUAGCCAUCUCCAACGAGGUGACUAAUCAAAUCAUCGCUUCUUGUCUACGCGACCGUAACACCGAACUAAGCGAGUGGCCGGGAACCAACUUCUCUACCACUACGGAUCCGGGCCAUGCGCUGCUAGGCUAG